CUAUCCUGUUUCUGUACCACUUUCCAUCGACAACCAACCAAAGGAAACGGUACGUAGUUGUCUGUUUGAUUUCAGAUGAAAAAUCCCAUCUGAUGGAACAGGAAGGAUAUCAUCCAUAUAUGCGGAAGAAGUAAACAGCGAGCUAUUCAAUACGUCGUAGACGAGAUAUAUUCAUUCUGUGAAUGUAGUGAAGAACCAAUCGAUUCAUGAGUACUACCACCAUCGGGUGACAUUGCAUUAUUUCAUAGAAUACAAGAACGACCCGAUACUGUCGUUCUUAGUUUAUUGACACGAGCCGUUUGAACCUUGGUGCGAACCGAACAGAAAGAAAUYAUGGAUUCCUCAUCAUCAAGUCCUCUGGAGCGACUGAACGAUGCCUCAAGAAGAGCAGUAGAACUUGUGGAUCGAUUUGCACGCACGGAACCGCCACAGCACGAAGAAAGCGACAACCGCAACACGGAUAUUAACGAUAAAAAGAACCCGUGGAAAAAUCCACAAAGCAUCGAGGAGGAGUUGAUCGCCGCGCGGACCUCUCUUGCGGAAGCCUGGAGGGACCUCCAAGCUGAGCACCAGCGGGAACGCCUCUGCCUCAGUGAAAAUCGGAAAGACGACGCCGAACAAAACCACGGCGAGCUCUCGGAGGAAGAAUUCCGAUCCAUGUACAUGGACACAAUCACGGAUGCUUUUGCAGACGUCCUAGAAGAAAUGCAGACAGAAACACAUCAGGGCAGCAGCAACGCUUCCGUUGUCGAUGUGGAAGUUUUGGUUGACUGCCUGCAAUCGGGGAUCGAGUUACUGGAGGACGACCAGCGCUGCAAAAGGUCGUACUUUGAGUCUCUGACGAAGCUAAGCGAAGACGAAGAUGCGAACAUGGAGGAUGAACGGGGCAACGACGACGGACUUUCACUAAACGUCUCGAUUCACGAAAAARAGAAGCGCUCGCUCGGAUGGCUUCCUCUUGUCGAAAGGAGUGCCGUGUAGUAGGAAAAAUAAUGGUUAACAAGGUACACGCAACAUAGGCGUCGUUGGCAAAAAGCAUGCAUUAUUAUCGUCAGAAGAAGAAAUAACCAAGGCAGGAACUGACAUGCAUUCACAGGACUCUCAAUCAUUCUAUUGGAUCCGAACAAAAGUUCAAGGAAUGAAUCAAUGUAAGAUGAAAUGCGUUUUGAUUUUGUUUUUCUUUGGGAGCCUCUCCAUGUGUCUUGGUGAUUUGAGCUCAAUGUCGCAAGGUCGCUGCCGCAUCGUGUAGAAAACCAUUUUUGGGCUUUGAUGACCGCGUAUUGGGAUAGUUGUACAGAGUAUUGCAUUGACAAUUUUUUUGUCAUAAUUCAAAGAAUAAUGCUAUACAAAGAGGACAGGGCCCGAAAUUAUACUGCAUCUUGUCAAAGAUUGUACCACAUCCUGUUUCUAGAGUAGGACCUGCAAUAUUCAUCUAUUAUUGCUCGUUUGAAGAGAUACAAUAUGAGCGUCAUAAUCUGUUGUGUGUCGCUUGUUCUUGCUUAUAAUUUUUUCCCUUCUCGACGAARAGACUAGGUAGUUCUUAGUGAUCAAUCUAUGUGCAAUAUAUGCUUAGCAGGAGA
Pseudo-nitzschia multistriata is the source of this 1580-nucleotide messenger RNA. Lineage: Eukaryota; Bacillariophyta; Bacillariophyceae; Bacillariales; Bacillariaceae. The record is from the annotation of a GenBank genome assembly.